AUGGCAGUGGGGAAGGCCUGGGCGAGCCCUGCUGUGUCUCCUUGUACGUCCAUUCCCGCUGAGCUGAUGCCAGCCGAAGCCCAGGCCGGGAAGGGGGCGGCCCGGUCUAGUUCCCAAGGGGUCCCCGGCCUCCGAGUCAUCCCGUUCCCCAGCCCCAGGGCCAAGGGGGCGAGGCGGGAGCAGAGGCUCCGCCCCGGGGCGGGGCGCGGCAGCGGGCUCCCGCGGGGUCCCGGCGGGCGGGCACUCGGCGGCAGCGGCGCGAUGGAGGCGCCGGCCGAGCUGCUGGCGGCGCUGGCCACCGCGCUGGCGCUGCUGCUCGCCUGGCUGCUGGUGCGGCGCGGAGGAGCGGCAGCGAGCCCGGACCCCGCGCCCCCGGCCCAGCCCAGCGCAGCCCCUCCCGAAGCCCCGCCCGGGCCCUGCGCCCCAGAGCCGGCGGCCGCGCCCGCGGGGCCGGAGGAGCCCGUGGAGCCCGUGGAGCCCGCGGCCGCGCCGGCCCAGGCGGAGGAGCAGGCGGCCGGGGCGAGGCAGGAGGAGGAGCAGGACUCCGAGAGUGAGAAGGGCCUGUCCCCCCUGUCCCCCGAGGGGCCUGAGGAGGAGGAUGGAGAUGCCUUCUCCUUCAAAUACAGCCCCGGGAAGCUGAGGGGGAACCAGUACAAGAAGAUGAUGACCAAAGAGGAGCUGGAGGAGGAGCAGAGACUGCAGAAGGAACAGCUGGCCGCCAUCUUCCGGCUCAUGCGGGACAACAGCGAGACGUUCGGGGAGAUGUCGGAGGGCGACGUGCGGGAGCAGCUGCGGCUCUACGACAUGUAGGCUGGCCCUGCCGCCACAGCACCUGCUGCACCCAGGCCUCUGUAGCUUGUCAGGCGUCCAGACUGCGUGGCAUAGAUUUGUCGAUCGUUCUAUAGCGUCGGCCGAGACCGUCUUCGGCUUCUGCCUGCUGGUGAGGUUCCAGCUGUUGCGUAGGCCAGGGCCUGAGGCUGUUGCCAUAUUUUUAAAGAUUUAUUUAUUUGAAAGGCAGAGUCACAGAGAGAGGGAGAAGGAGAGAUCUUCCAUCUGCUGGUUCGCUCCCCGAAUGGCCACGAUGGCCAGGGCUGGUCCACGGUGAAGCCAGGAGCCAGGAGCUCCAUCCAGGGCUCCCCCUGUGGGUGGAGGGGCCCAAUCGCCCGUGCCCUCAUGGCUGCAGGGGGUGCUUUCCCAGGACUGGACUCUGGAGACGCCACUGGACACACAGCCCACGUCACAGUACCUGGGGUCAAACCCUGGCUCCCACUCUGCCUCCUGCUUCCUCCCGGCGCCCACCCUGGGAGACAGCACACGGUGGCCCUGAGAACUGGUUCCCUGCCACCCCUGUGGGAGACUGGAGCUGAGUUCCUGGUUCGCCAGCUGUGGCCUGGUCCAGUCCUGGCUGCCGCGGGCACUCGGGAAGUGGAUCGGAGGAUCGGAGCUUUCUGUGCCUCUGCCUCUCAAAUAAAAACUUUUUAAAGUAAAAAGAA
This is a messenger RNA of Lepus europaeus (European hare), 1493 nucleotides long. It is a transcript of the gene MXRA7, whose product is annotated as matrix remodeling associated 7. The record is from RefSeq and is a predicted model, not a curated record. Lineage: Eukaryota; Metazoa; Chordata; Mammalia; Lagomorpha; Leporidae. The transcript has 4 exons. Bases 1 to 810 code for a protein of 269 amino acids.